Molecule: messenger RNA, 843 nt
Organism: Adineta ricciae
Lineage: Eukaryota; Metazoa; Rotifera; Eurotatoria; Adinetida; Adinetidae
Source: the annotation of a GenBank genome assembly
AUGAUUCUUCUUUCAGAUAUGGCCAUGCAAUUAUGUAACAGACGUAUCACGCAAGUGACUACUAAUCUUGUUCGACAAGUUGCUAAACCCAUACCCAUGAAAGUCGAAGAUGAUCAUCACGAUGAUGAACAUACACAUAUCGCUGUGCCUAAAACGCCAACACCGCUAACGUUUGUUUCGAUGAGCAAACAAUUACUACGUGGAAACGCCUCCGUCACAACUGGGCUCACUUCUGCUCGCAGUGUGCGUCAUGCGCAUACUGAUAUACAAGUGCCAAGCUUUGACUACUAUCGACGUAAAGCACGUUUGGAUGCAUCGAAAUCCCAUCGCGAUGACGGAGAUACCACAUCACCUUACUCGUACUUAACACCGCUCGGCAUGGCUGUAACAUCAGCUUAUAUGGCAAAAUAUAUCGUUCGCGAUAUUGUUAACUAUGUUGGUCCAGCCAAAGAUGUUAUGUCACUUGCAAAAGUCGAAAUUAGUCUUGAUGCUGUGCCCGAAGGGAAAAAUGCUGUGUUUGAAUGGCGUAAUAAGCCGAUAUUUGUUCGUCAUCGUACGCCUGAAGAGAUUGCUCGAGAGGAAGGUGUUAAUGUUAGUCAACUACGUCAUCCACAAAACGACUCCGAGCGUGUAAAGAAAUCCGAAUGGCUCAUUGUCAUCGGCAUCUGUACUCAUCUUGGUUGUAUUCCCAUUGCUAAUGCCGGUGAUUAUGGUGGAUACUAUUGCCCUUGCCAUGGUUCUCAUUAUGAUGCAUCUGGACGUAUACGAAAAGGUCCUGCACCAUUGAAUCUUGAAGUUCCUCAAUACACAUUCAAAGAUGACAGUACAGUUAUUAUUGGCUAG